Chelonus insularis is the source of this 2990-nucleotide messenger RNA. Its product is annotated as RNA-binding protein 25. Gene Ontology annotation, molecular function: mRNA binding. The transcript has 12 exons. Gene Ontology annotation, cellular component: spliceosomal complex. Gene Ontology annotation, biological process: regulation of alternative mRNA splicing, via spliceosome; mRNA processing. NCBI's taxonomy places the organism in Eukaryota, Metazoa, Arthropoda, Insecta, Hymenoptera, Braconidae. The record is from RefSeq and is a predicted model, not a curated record. Bases 209 to 2863 code for a protein of 884 amino acids.
AUUUCUCUUCAGUAAAGCAGUGUGCUGCGAGUAUAUCACUAAAAAGUGUGGUGUUACACAUCGUUCGUAUAUUAAUAUUUAAAUAGUAAUUAGUCUAAGUACAGCUGUGAUUGUAUAAAAAUGACUUAUUUUGUACCGUUUGAAGUUUAAUAACCCAUUAGUUUCAUCAUAAGUAUUUAGCGUCAAGUAAUAAUAAAUAUAAGAUAUAAUGUCAUAUCCUGGACAACCACCUCUGGGGAUCCCGGGUAUGCCUCCAAUGCCAUAUAUGGUUGGAGCACCUCCUCCAAUUAUUGGAGGUGUCAUGCCAAUGCCACAUAUGAUUCCAACACCUGUAUCUGCAAUGCAGACUUCCGCACCAGCAGUUCGAUACACACGGAAUCAACCACGACCAGAAGCUCCAAAACGUAGAGAACGUGAAUCUGGUCCUCCGGUUACUGUCUUCGUUGGUAAUAUAAUGGAUCGUGCACCAGAUGUUAUGAUUAGACAUAUCCUUGGUGCAUGUGGACAUGUUUUAUCAUGGAAAAGAGUACAAGCUUUCGGAUUUUGUGAAUAUGCUGGACCAGAUGCUGGUCUUCGUGCUGUAAGAUUACUCCAUGAUAUGGAAAUAGGUACAAAACGACUGGUUGUUAAAGUUGAUGCUAAAACAAGAGUUGUUUUGGAUCAAUUUAAAGCUGAAAGAAGAAAGAAAUUAAAAGGUGGACAAUCACCAUUACAAGAUGAAACCCCGAAUGAAGGAGGGGAUGGUGAUGAUCUUGAUGAUUAUAUGGAUGAAGGAAUGCGAGUUGUUGAUCAAGAUGCAUUAACGCGAAUUUCACAAAUCAUAUCGGAACAUGCAGCUGAUUUAGAGACUGCUCAAGCUGCCCCAGACGCAAGGAAGUCAGCGACAGAAGAUCAUCAAUCAAAAUUGACCAACAAAACAUUAAACCUUGAUGAUGCCGAAAUUGAGGAAAGUAAGAGGGAUUUAAUCACUCGUGAAAUUGGCAAGUUCAGGGAAGUUAUGAAGAAACAAGAGGAGGAAAAGGCGCAGGUUAAACGUAAAAAGGAAGCUGUUGAAAAGGAAGAACGUGAAAAACGGGAAAGAGAAAGAAAGGAUAGGAGAGAUGAUGAUAUAAGAGAUGAUCAAGAUGGUGAUUUUGGCAGCCCUAUGUCCCAUAAAGGUCACAGCGAUAGGAGAGACAAACGAAGGUCGAAAUCAAGAUCGAAAGAACGUGAUAGAGAUCGUGAUAGAUCGAGAAAUGAUCGGGAUCGAGAUAGGGAGCGUGAAAGAGAACGAGAUCGUGAGAGAGAUCGAGAAAGGGAACGAGAACGUGAGAGAGAACGUGAUCGUGAACGUGAUAGAGAAAGAGAACGUGAACGAGAGCGAGAACGGGAAAGAGAAGAAGCUAGAAAAACUGAACGAGAGAUAAUGCGUGAACGGGAAGAAGAAGAGGAAGCUAAAGAACGGAAGAAAAAUGAAAGAAGAGCAAGAGAAAAGGAAGCUGCUUAUCAAGAACGAUUAAGAGCUUGGGAAAUUAGGGAACGUCGGAAGCAAAAGGAAUACGAAAAAGAACUUGAAAAGAAGAGAGCAAAGCGGGAAGCUCGAGAAAAAGAAGCUACACGUUUGAAAGAAUUUUUAGAAGAUUAUGAUGAUGAUCGAGAUGAUGCCAAGUAUUACAAGGGUAAAGAAUUGUCUCGACGACUUGAAGAACGAGCAAUAGAAGCUGAAGCUGAUUCUAGAGAUCGAUGUGCUGAGCGUCAAGAACUUCAGCGUUUACGUGACAAACUUUAUGCGGAUGCUUCUCAUCCAGAUCCAGCUGCAGAGUUUGAACGACUGAAAGCUGAACGUGAGGAGCAAUAUAAACCUAAACCAAUAAUUACGAUUAUUGAUGAAGAAGACGAAAAAAUUGAAAAAGAAAAGAUAGUUCAAAUGCCACCUAUUGAAACUGAACCUAUAGAGAGUGAUAGUGAUGACGAUGUGCAAUUUGAAGAUGCACCACCACAACCAGAACCAUCACGAACACCACCCAGACAUCAUCAUCAUCAUCGGCGGCAUCACCGUCAUCAUCAAAAUCAUCAUCGUGAUUCCGAGAGCAUGAGUGGGUCUGUCGAUGAGACACGAGAUAGUUUGAAAGAUAAACAUACUUCCUCACCGUCUAUUCAAAAUGCCUCUACACCAGCACAAUCACUUCCAACUCAAGAUGAAGAUUCACGAAUGUCAUUAGUUAGUGAACCGGAGAAAACUAGUGGUAGUAAUUUUGUACCAUUUGCCAUGGGAGGUGGUGGUAACCGAAAUUCAGACCAUCUAGUUGGUAAUAAAACUCCCGCUAGUCCAAAUACAGGUCUUAAUUCUCAACAAACAGGACAAGUAAAGAAAAAAAGUCGUAUGGAUGUUAAAGAUGUCUUUAAUAAUGAUGACGAUGAUGAUGCAGCCAAUAAUAUGAAAAAACGUAAACUCGUUCCAUUAGAUUACGGCGAUGAAAAGAAGAAAAAAGGUACUGGAGAUACAAUUAAUGCAGUAGGUAAAGAAGAAAGUACAAAGAGUCAAGAGGAAAAACGAAAGCAUAUAAAAUCACUUAUAGACAAAAUACCUACGGAUAAAACUGCUUUGUUUGGUUAUCAACUUGAUUGGGCAGUAAUAGACAAUGCUCUUAUGGAGAAAAGAAUACGACCGUGGAUCAAUAAAAAAAUAAUCGAAUACAUUGGAGAACCUGAGCCAACAUUAGUGGAUUUUAUUUGCAGCAAAGUAAUGGCUGGUAGCUCACCACAGGGUAUUCUCGAUGAUGUACAAAUGGUAUUGGAUGAAGAAGCAGAAGUAUUUGUUGUGAAAAUGUGGAGGUUAUUAAUAUAUGAAGUGGAAGCGAAAAAAAUGGGUUUAGUUAAAUGAAUCAUGAAUUAAAUAAGUGAACGAAUAAAAAAGAGAAUGCAGAUAAGUUACAAUUUAUAAUAAAUGAAUUUUUUCUGGUACGAUGUAUUGUUUAGAUUAUACAUAGAGUAAAUACGAAUUACAUACA